Messenger RNA from Exaiptasia diaphana, 945 nucleotides. Its product is annotated as sulfotransferase 1C2A. The transcript is spliced from 4 exons. Gene Ontology annotation, molecular function: sulfotransferase activity. The record is from RefSeq and is a predicted model, not a curated record. The coding region runs from base 2 to 919 and encodes 305 amino acids. NCBI's taxonomy places the organism in Eukaryota, Metazoa, Cnidaria, Anthozoa, Actiniaria, Aiptasiidae. Gene Ontology annotation, biological process: sulfation. Gene Ontology annotation, cellular component: cytoplasm.
AAUGGCCGGAAAUCGACAGCAUACUCCAUACGUUCAUCCUAAGAAUUCUGGGYUCGUCGAUGGUGUGAUUCAUUUACCAGGGGUCAAUAAAGAGUUUCUGAGUCAAAUCAAAGAUCUUCCAGUCCAAGCUGAGGAUUUGUUUGUCGCCACGUACCCCAAAUCAGGAACAACAUGGGUUUCCGAAAUCAUUUUUCAAAUUAUUCGUGAUGCAAGCAUCGACAGAAGACCAAUCAGCAAACGAGUACCGUUUCUUGAGGGCUUGAAGCUCUUUAACAAUGUCAAUACAAAGGAAGAACUCAAUGACUUGUAUUUGAAUCAUCCUUCACCGCGUAUCUUCAAGACUCAUUUACGAUACCAUGAAGUACCCAUGGGAGAUGGUAAAACCAACAAACCAAAGUACAUCUACUUGGCGCGGAAUCCAAAAGACACUGCUGUAUCGUAUUACCAUCAUUAUCGGCUUUUGAAACUUUACGAAUUUGGUUCUGAUCGAACAUGGGAUGAAUUCUUUGAGAUGUUUAUCGAUAGUCGAGUUCAGUUUGGCUGCUGGUUUGAUCACGUGCUUGGAUGGUGGGCUCAUCGUGAUGAUGACAWUGUUCUGUUCCUAAAGUAUGAAGACAUGAAAAAGGACCUGCCUUGUGCUGUUCAACAAAUAGCCAAAUUUCUUGGUAAAGAUUUAUCUCCAGAGAUGAUUCAACGUAUCGCUGACCAAACAACCUUUACUGCCAUGUCUGAUAGCAAAGGACGUUUCUACGAUGGUGACCCAGACGCCAUAAAAUGGAGCAACCCGGGUACAACAAAGUUCAUUCGAAAAGGCGAAGUUGGUGACUGGAAAAACUACUUCACUGAUGAACAAAACCAACAAUUUGAUGAAAUGUACGAGAAGAAAAUGGCUGGGAGUGGACUGGAAAUAGAAUUCUGAAUCACGUCUGUGAGUUUUCUCAAUUU